GACCUCAAGGCGGAGAAGUGCACAGCCUUCUUGGCAAUCGUGCACUCGCGUUUCUCCACGAAUUCCUUCCCAUCUUGGAACCGUGCCCACCCUUUCCGCCGCAUUGCCCACAACGGCGAGAUCAACACUCUAGCAGGCAAUCGCAACUCCAUCCGCACCCGGGAGGCAUUGAUGAACGACACCAAAGCCUUUGGUGGUGCGCAGCUGGAUGCUUUCUUCCCCGUGGACGAAGAUAUCGGCAGCGACUCGGCGUUGCUGGAUAAUGUCGUGGAGCUCCUUCUAGCCGCAGGCACCCGUGAGCUCGCGGAGGUCAUUAUGAUGGUGAUCCCGGAAGCUUGGCAGAACGCCGAUCGCAUGGAGCCGGAGAAGAAAGCUUUCUACAAGUACCUGUCCUGCGUCAUGGAGCCUUGGGAUGGCCCGGCCUUGGUUUGCUUCACCGAUGGUAUCCAGUUUGGCGCCACGCUGGAUCGAAACGGCCUCCGUCCAGGCCGCUUCUACAUCACCAAGGACAAGCGGCUGAUUCUCGCCUCCGAGGUAGGAGUUGUGGAUGUCCCACAGGAGGAGGUGCAGUUCAAAGGACGUCUUCGGCCAGGCCGCAUGCUCUUGGUGGACUUCAGCGAGGGGAAGCUCAUCGAGGACAACGAGCUGAAGAUGCGCUACGCGAAGAAGCAGCCCUACGCUGACUUUCUGAAGACUCACAGCAUCGAGAUCAAGGACCGACUGGGUCCGGAGCCCAAGACGGAUGCGGCGCUCAUCGAGGAGCUGCUCGAUGAGGAGCCCGGCAGCUUUGAUGCCUCGGAUACGACCUUGGUGAACAAAAGGGUGCUGCCUUUGCUGACCUACACCGGCUACACCUACGAGAAGGUGGAGAUGCUCCUGGCUCCCAUGGUGAAGACCGGCGCCGAGCCUUUGGGCUCCAUGGGCUCCGAUGUGGCACUGGCCUGUAUGUCCCGGAUGCCUCGCCAGCCUUUCGACUACUUCUUCCAGCUCUUUGCGCAGGCCACGAAUCCCCCGAUUGAUCCGAUCCGUGAGGCCAACGUGAUGUCCUUGACGUGCCCAGUGGGCCCGGAGAGGGGGCUCCUACAACCCUCCCCGGAG
Symbiodinium necroappetens is the source of this 1098-nucleotide messenger RNA. The record is from the annotation of a GenBank genome assembly. NCBI's taxonomy places the organism in Eukaryota, Dinophyceae, Suessiales, Symbiodiniaceae.